AUGCUCAACAGUCAGCUCCACGGUGAAGGGAACAAGCACGCGGGGUUCAUUCAGCUCACGGUCAAGACCCAUUCUUCGGCCUCUUCUCUCCCAUUCCGUCGCCCCUUCUCCCACUGCUCUGAAGAUUUCCCUUCUCCUGUGCCGUCGCCCCUACUGAAGAAAUCGGUUCUCCUGUGCCGUCGCCUUUUGUCCUAUUCGUGCUGUGCCGUCGCCUCUUCAUCCCAUCGCAUAAUGAAUAAAAAAAAUGGCAAAGCUUCGUGGGAUAUAAAAGCCACAAAGGUCUUUAUUGACCUGUGUAUUGAAGAAGUUGAAAAGGGGGGAAGAAGAGGAACUAGCUUGACAAAGCCUGCUUGGACAAGUAUUGAGGAGAACUUUACUGCAAAGACUGGGAGAGUUUAUACGAGAAUCCAAUUAAAGAACAAAUAUGAUACCUUGCGAAAGGAGUGGCAGUUAUGGGAUAGGCUGCUCCGUGAGACAGGUUUAGGGUGGGAUGCCGAAAGGAAUACUGUUAGUACCCCUGAUGAUUGGUGGGAGAAGAAAAUAGUGGAAGUUCCAGGCUAUGAGAAAUUUAGAGAAAGAGGGCUUCAAUUUCGGGCUGAAUUGACUCAACUCUUUGGGUCUGUAGCUGCGACUGGACCACAGUCAUGGGCACCUUCUUCCAUGACACUUCCAAGCGAAGGAGUUCCUGAAAAUGAUAUGGAAGAAGGAUCUGGAGAUAGUGAUGAAAUUUUGGGCACCAACUGGCAUAAGCGGGGAGUUUAA
Molecule: messenger RNA, 762 nt
Organism: Neltuma alba
Lineage: Eukaryota; Viridiplantae; Streptophyta; Magnoliopsida; Fabales; Fabaceae
Product: L10-interacting MYB domain-containing protein-like
Exons: 3
Coding region: 1-762 (253 amino acids)
Source: RefSeq, a predicted model, not a curated record